This is a messenger RNA of Colias croceus (clouded yellow), 668 nucleotides long. RefSeq names its product cuticle protein-like. Bases 55 to 606 code for a protein of 183 amino acids. The record is from RefSeq and is a predicted model, not a curated record. Gene Ontology annotation, cellular component: extracellular matrix. NCBI's taxonomy places the organism in Eukaryota, Metazoa, Arthropoda, Insecta, Lepidoptera, Pieridae. The transcript has 2 exons.
CUCAGCACCGCCCGCUAUCAACAUCAUUAUCAGAUAAACAACUUAUCAUUAAACAUGGCAGCCAGAUUCGUCUCUUUCUUCUGCAUCAUCGCAGCUGCCGCUGCUCUGCCCGUAGUGCCUCUCGCUAAAGUGGCCUACGCUGAACCCGAAGCGCCCGCCCACUACGAGUUCCAAUACUCCGUACACGAUGGCCAGAGCGGUGACGUCAAGCAGCAGCAAGAAGCCCGCGAAGGCGACGCUGUCCACGGCUCCUACUCUCUGGUUCAGCCCGAUGGUGUCCACCGCAUCGUAGAGUACACCGCAGACAAGGAACACGGAUUCAACGCUAUCGUCCGUUAUGAAGGCACCCCCAUUCCCGCGCCAGCUCCCGCCAAGGUUGCCUACGCCGCCCCUGCAGUAGCCAAGUACGCUUAUGCCCCCGUCACCAAAGUCGCAUACGCUGCUCCCGUCGCCAAGGUAGCAUACGCUGCCCCCGUUUCCUACUCUGCCCCCGUCUCCUACUCCGCCCCCUUGUCUUUCGCCGCUCCAGUCGCCAAGGUCGCUGCUUACUCAGCGCCUCUUGGCCACGUCACCUUCUCUUCUCCAGCCGUGUCUUACCACCACUAGAAUGAAUGUUGUUAUCUAAAUUAUUUUGUUAACUAUUUAUUACAACUACAUUAGCAAUCCUA